Talaromyces marneffei is the source of this 621-nucleotide messenger RNA. RefSeq lists its product as uncharacterized. Bases 1 to 621 code for a protein of 206 amino acids. The record is from RefSeq and is a predicted model, not a curated record. Lineage: Eukaryota; Fungi; Ascomycota; Eurotiomycetes; Eurotiales; Trichocomaceae. The transcript has a single exon.
AUGGUGGAGGAGCCGGCAACAACAACGCGUUCGGGACGCGUGAUAACACCCUCAACAAGGGCCCGAGAGGCCGCGGGCAGCGACAAUAUCAGCGCUGUUAGAACGUCCAAGAAAUCAAUGACCCAAGUGGAAUUAACAGCGGUAAAGAAAGCCGCUGGCCUUAUUGAGGAGAAACAGAACGGCAAAGACGGAAACAGGGACAUGCUUAAAAAGAUAGGCCAGUACCUGGAAAGCACCUAUCAAGAGGUCAAAGGACUGAAAGAAGUCCUUAUUAAACAAGAGAGGAUGAUUAAAGAACAGUCCGAAAUGAUCCGGGGGCAGAGCAGCAUAAUUAAAGCACUGCAGACCCAGGUGGAAGCUAUACAAAACCAGUCUGCAGACGAAUGCAAGCACCUCCGGGAACAGCUAGACACUAUCGCAAAUGCUCCAGUCAAGGAAACAUAUGCAGCUGCAUUAGGCAGCCAACCUGGUCACCAGCAGGAUGCGCCAUUAGGACCUUCAGUGCCAUCUACGUUUGCCAAUAUAUUAUUUUGCACAAUCGACACAUCCCGCGUGGGAGAAGAUGACAAAGUCAAGGCUCAGAUAGCUAAUAUUAGGCAGCUGAUUGAGAAACAGAUAUAG